Molecule: messenger RNA, 2967 nt
Organism: Cryptotermes secundus
Lineage: Eukaryota; Metazoa; Arthropoda; Insecta; Blattodea; Kalotermitidae
Product: UDP-glucose 4-epimerase
Exons: 9
Coding region: 1675-2841 (388 amino acids)
Biological process (GO): beta-D-galactose catabolic process via UDP-galactose, Leloir pathway
Cellular component (GO): cytosol
Molecular function (GO): UDP-glucose 4-epimerase activity
Source: RefSeq, a predicted model, not a curated record
GGGGGUGCACAGAAUGAAAGUGGUCAGGUGAAGCCUGGGACAUGAUAAGGAGAAAGGCCCUGACAAGCUAAACUUUACCAGAGAGAGGGCAGCUGCACCAGAAUGGACUGUAAGAAGAGAAUCUGUGCAGAUGUAGAAGAAAGAGUAAUUUUAGUUGGUUUAAAUGCUUGUGUUUUCAGUGUUUGUUAUGGAAAGAACACAUUUUUUUCUGGCUGGCAAAUAGUUUUGCUGCAGUGUGAGAGUAGAACUGCACUUAACUGCAAAUAGUGUUAAGGAAUGAGCAUGGUAAGGUUAAGGGCUCUCAUGGUCAGGCUUCAGAGAUUAGUUAAAUCUGUUAUUUCUUAAGCCAAACUUUCUCACUUUUGAGUAUUUUUGGAUUCGCUCUUUGGUUGUUUUUGAUAUUUGUCAGCUCUGUAGCAACAGUCUGUUUCCUGAUGUUUUGAAAAUGUUUCUUGUUUUGUUGCUAGGUGGGUAUAACCCGACAAACGGUUGGACCAAUCUGGAACGAUGGUGGUAGGAUCCAAUACACUGAAGAACACAGUGAAGAAAAAGGUGCAUCCUGUACCAUAUGAUAACUGAAACACAUGAAUGUGUUUCUUUUAAAUCUGGGAAGUACAAUUGAAAUUGAAAUUUUGUAUGUUUCUCAAUAUUGUAACAUUGUAUUUCUUCUUCAUUUAAAAUUUUGUUUUUACUGUUGUAAUGACGUGCCUGGUUUGGCCCUGCAGCACUCUACUCUAAGACGUGAUAAUUAACUAAAAGAAGUCAGUUUUGUGUUGGUUGUGGAAGUGAGUACACACAGGAAGUAGACGUGAAGUUAUGUUUGAUAGUUCUGAAUCUCACCACAAGUGUUAUUCACUGUGCCAAGUUAUGCAGUAUUGCAGCCAGUUCAGUACUUCUAUCUUCUUGCUGUUCUUUUAAGUUAGUGGAUGUUAUGUUAAAUCUGGUGGCCUGUUUCACCUAUUGAUUUAGCCAUUUGUGCAUUAUCAUGGCAGUGCAUGUUAAUGCUCAUCAAGGUUAUCUUGUGUCUGUUGGUUUGUAACACCAUGCUGUUUUAGAAGAAACUUUUAAUGAUUCAUAGGAAUGUGAUCCUUUGCGCUGGCUCCUGCUCUGAAGUCAGAAACAGCCAUUUCUUCUGAAAUGUUGAAAGUUUCUUCCACAAUACUACUGGAUAGUUCAUAUUUAUAUGAAAUGCUUCAAAUCCAUAUACACAAUGUGUAACUGUCUUUUGUUUGGACAGACAUGGUGUUUCCUCAUCCUUGCCUGUAGGGAACUUAAAAUGUUGCCAUAGAUUGAUUCAGCAAUACAGAGAAUGUGUCAUUGUGUCACAGAAAAUGGAUGGAUUCACUCGCAUCAAGUUGCAGAGGAAGAUGGAAUUCGUGAACGGAAGAAGGGGUUACAGUCUCGGCUGGAGAGGGGUAAACGAUACGAGUAUGCUACUGGACCACUGUGCUUUGUGGCGUUCCGAAUCCCCGAGGGUGCCAUAUGCACCAUCACAUGGCACCUGACGUUUCACUCUGUAUUUAUGUGAAAAUACAAUAUGGCAACAUAGCCGGCUGAUGUGCUUGAGUGGGAGCAAGCAGACGACGACGGCCCUCUCCAGGAUUGUCCACUGCCAGUGGUUUUCCAGCUGCCAGGCAGUUCUAGUGUGUUGCAGAUCUCCAACACGGUAACAUCAUGUCGAGCUGGAGCACAGUGUUUGUGACAGGCGGUGCAGGCUACAUUGGCAGUCACUGCAUUGUUGAGCUGUUGGAUGCAGGAUACAGUGUUAUUGCUGUCGAUAACUUUGCCAACUCUGUGAACGGUGAACGAGGGGAGGCACCAAGUCUGAAGCGAGUGGAGCGCAUCACUGGCAAAACUGUCACGUUUUAUCAGUGUGACCUGCUUGACAAACCACGCCUUGAAAAGAUAUUCAGCGAACACAAGAUUGAUUGUGUUAUCCACUUUGCAGCAAUGAAAGCUGUGGGGGAGUCAAUGCAAGUUCCCCUUUUGUAUUACAAGAAUAACAUUGUGGGAACAAUCAAUCUGUUGGAGGUGAUGAAAACUCAUGGCUGCUAUCAGCUGGUCUUCUCCAGCUCAUGCACAGUCUAUGGUAAUCCAGAUGUCCUUCCCAUAACAGAGGAACAUCAUACCGGCAAUGUAACUAAUGUAUAUGGGCGAACAAAGUACUUCAUUGAAGAAAUGCUCAAGGACAUAUCUGCAGCAGAGAAGAACUGGAACAUUAUCUGUCUGAGGUAUUUCAAUCCUGUUGGGGCCCAUCCUUCUGGCCUGAUAGGCGAGGAUCCCACAAAGGCAUUCACCAACCUGAUGCCAUAUAUGGCACAAGUUGCUAUCGGUAACAGGCCCAAUCUGACCAUCUUUGGUGGAGAUUAUAAUACUGUGGAUGGAACAGGUGUCAGAGACUACAUUCAUGUGAUGGACCUGGCAUCAGGACAUGUGGCAGCUCUAAAUAAACUCAAGAAAGAACAUCUCCGACUGAAGACCUACAACCUGGGGACAGGGCAAGGCGUGUCGGUCCUCCAACUGCUCCGAACUUUUGAGGCAGUAACAAAGACCAUGGUACCUUUUGAGAUACAGGAUCGACGCACUGGGGACAUUGUCUCCAUGUAUGCCAACACGUCUCUUGCUGAGCGUGAACUAGGCUGGAAAGCAAAAUACACUUUGGAACAAAUGUGUGAAGACUUUUGGCGAUGGCAGACCAUGAACCCCAAUGGUUACCGAGGGAAUAGCAACAACAGUGCAAGCAGUGAGAAUGGCAGAACAUCUGUUAUCAUCAAUGGCUCCGAGUUAAUGGACACUGAUUGGGCACAACUGUGGGAACCAUUUGUUCAAGGAGGCUUGUGACAUGUGUCAGUAGAUUGCAACUUUGCAACAGAAAUAGUGACAUACUGAGUAUAUGUAUAUACAGAUGGAAACACUUCAACCCUCCAUGUGUAACAAACAAAUAUUAAAACACUGUGCCAUCAGUAA